GUGCCCAUUACUCUGCUAGAACAAUACGCUCUGUUUCUCUUCUCUUCUUCCAGUUGAAGACGAUGGCUUUGGAUUACGCAUUCACACAAGAGGAACUGAAAAUCGACGACGGCGUUGGGUACCCAAAUGCCUACGCUAAGCUGUGCCGUGACCGCCGCGCUGGGUUGUAUAGUCAUGGCCCUCCCUUCACUUUCAUGCCUUAUUGUCUGCAGCAACAAGAGGAUUUGAGAGCAAGAGAAUUUGAGAAGAUGUUUCCCAUUGUCGACCCCAAGGCAAAACCUACUGCCAGGCCCAAGAUUUUUGUUAGUCUUCUGUGGAAGCAGCUCAGCCACCUUGGGAAUGCUGGAUUUGAUCCUGCAGUGAUUCGAGUAGACCCAUAUGGCAAUGUUCUGUAUUACCAUGCUGAUUCUGCUUCUCCUCUUUCUUGGGAUAUAGAUCAUUGGUUUCCUUGCUCAAGGGGAGGAUUGACUGUGCCAAGCAAUUUGAGGAUACUGCAGUGGCAAGCUUGCGAUAGGAAGCAUAACAAGCUAGAGUUUCUCAUUCCAUGGUGGGAUUUACAGUUGGGCAUAUCUGUGAACCAGUUCUUAUCCAUUUUUGCUUCUUCCAACUCAGAUUUCAGGCAUAGGGCAUUCUCAUUUCUCUUCGCUGAAGGUGAAAAUGAGGAACUCAAUUCGCUACAGACUGUAGAUUCACAUUGUUUUCCACAACAUUUUGAAGAAUCAAAAGAGAAUGUCGGCUUAGCUCCGGCUGCCAUUGUUGUAUCUCGAAGGGAGUCAUAUGGCUCUUCAUCUGCUUUAAAAUGCCUGGACCACAACAAGCAGAUACGGCCAUACUAUCCGGCAAUUGCUGCAAGAAAAGUGAAGCCUACUUUUUCAAAUGAAAAUGAGGACCCAAACUUUGUCAUGAACCCCUACCAAGCCAUUGUCAUGGCUCGAGAUUCCCUUAAACAAAGAGAAGAAGCUGCAAGGAUGCAGGCAGAGAUAAAAAGCUUGGAUGAUGAAGUGAACGAAUUGAGGCAGAAAAAUGAAGAUGAAAAGGUCACCAUUCAAAACUUGGAACUGACAUUGAUAAAGCGUCGGAGAAGGGCAGAGAAGUGCAGGCGGCUAGCAGAGGCACAGUCAUCAUAUAAGACUACACUCGAAAAGAUGAUUCGAGAUGCUAUGCACCAGUCUGUGCUUUACAAAGAGCAGCUGAGAUUGAACCAGGCAGCAACUAAUGCGCUCAUGGCAAGACUUGAGGCACAAAAGGCGAUGUGUGAUGCAUCAGAGAGCCAACUCCACAAGAAAUACAAAGAGAGAGAUGAGAUUGAGAAACAGAUAAGGCCUGAAUGGGAGCAUGCGAGGAAGAGAUCAAGAACCGAUGAUAGCUUGAAUGAGGAGAGUGAAAGUAGGCCAAUUCUUUAUCUACCAGGGAUUAAGCCAAAGAGAAACUUACACAAGGAACUUCGAGUGUUUCUGGAGGAAGAACAAAAGGCAUCUGAUGCUGCUUUAUCACAGAAUGAAGAUGAAAGGCAAAUAGAACUAGCUGAAGAGAUUAAAAGACCUACAAAGCAGUUGUCCAUUGACAACCUAGGGGAGCAUGGAAGGUUCAUUGUUGAACUAGAGGAUGAAAACUCAUUAGAGCACAAAAUGAGAGCACUGGAAAUAGAAGGGAAGAAGCACAAGUUUCAAUUUCCGGUUGUUCGAGAACCAGAAAUUGAGGAAGAUGAAGAAAGCAGGAAACAGCGUGGAAAGGGGAAUGUAGAGAAGUGGCUUCAAAUUCUGUUGGAGAGUUCUCCAGAAGAGGAGUUGGAUUCUCAGAAUGAUGAAACAAACGGGACAAGUGAUAUACUCAAAAAAUUGAAUUUGAAGUACCCACAGAAGGAGGCGAAGAAUCUGCAGUCUCCAGAAGCUGAUGCCAAAGAAGGUAUGGCACUAGUAAAUGAGAAAAAUAAGCAGUUAAUCGUCCGAGAGAAAUACGACAAUGCACAAGAAAUGGGUUCUGCUGUUGAGGGAGUUGUUAGCAGGAAGAGCUUUGAAGGGAGAGAAAGAAGGGACAGAAGUAAUGGAGAGGUCAAUGAGAAAAAUAAGCAGUUAAUCGUCCGAGAGAAAUACGACAAUGCACAAGAAAUGGGUUCUGCUGUUGAGGGAGUUGUUAGCAGGAAGAGCUUUGAAGGGAGAGAAAGAAGGGACAGAAGUAAUGGAAAGGAAAGAAAACUUGCGAGGUCUGAGAGUGCAAGAGUCUUUCGACGAAUCCCAUCUUCUCCAUCUAUUAUCUUGGGAAUGAAGAAGGGUGUUGACUGCAUGAGAAAGAAGCCCAUUGUAAGUAGUGAUGAUGAAGAGAACUAUGCUAUGGAAAACAACAGCUUCAUGAAGUCAUCCAUGAAGACAAUCAAGAAGGCGGUGAAAAUGUGAGCAGAAGUUCAGUUCCAUUUGUCCAUCGCUCAAAAUUGUGUAUUCAUUCUUUUUCUUGUCCAUUGUUAUUCCAUUAUCAUUCUUUUAUAGAUAUUUUUUUUUUUCGAUUGAAGAGUGCAAGCAUAGGCGUUGACGCCUUAUGUGAGAGAAUAAGAGUGUUGGGUAUUCUGUUGUUGUGUUGGCUUGUGUGAGACUUUAUAACAGCUUGUUGUCUUACUAAAUAAAAUCAAGUUUCUUUUCCUUCU
Molecule: messenger RNA, 2638 nt
Organism: Rosa chinensis
Lineage: Eukaryota; Viridiplantae; Streptophyta; Magnoliopsida; Rosales; Rosaceae
Product: titin homolog
Exons: 7
Coding region: 63-2393 (776 amino acids)
Source: RefSeq, a predicted model, not a curated record